AUGGAGAGGAAUGAUAAGAGUGCUCAAGGACCUUUAAGCCUAGAGAUUGAUGUUUCCAGAAAGGAAACAAACACAAGGAAUUUGAUAAAUAAUGUGCUGAGUAGUAAACAUGGUGGUGUAUUAAAUCAUGGAUUUGUGUUUCAAUUCAGAACUAGGAAUACAAAUUAUUCUGCAAACGAAUUCUACAUCAAAGAUAUCUCCAAGUUGAAUGUUUUGUCUUCUGAAGAAGAUCAAAAUGUUGAAAUAGUUACUUUAAAUUCAGGGAUUAGAGUUAAGUAUUUUUACAAAAUGCUUCAUUUCCAUAUGAAUAAUAAGAGCUGUUUUGAAAUAAGAGGAAUAGAACUUUGUAAAUCAUUCAGAACAAAUUAUGGAAUGAAAAGAUUGAUUAGAAAUGCUCAUUUUUUGAAAGAACUUGAUAUUAUUGAGGUGACUAUGACCUCUAAACACUUUUCUAGUGUACUCCUAUGUGGAGUUUAUUUAGAAAGAUUGGUUCUGCAGAAAUGAAAAGUUAGUGGACCCAAACUAACCUUCACAGCUAAUAGUUCCUCUUGAUUAAGAAAUAUUUUUAUUAAAUGGGGCUAUAGAAUAACUCCUCCAGAUGUUGUCAAGAAUGCCCCUGAUUACCUUGACAACUUCUUAUGGCAUAUCAACCAGUGUCCUUGCUCUGAGACUUUGGAUAAAGUUACGAUCCAAGGUAGUUUAGUUGAUAGAGAGUCUAAAGCUAUCAUCAAGGAAGAAUACCAGAAUUUAAGCUUCAGAUUUACUAUAUAUUAAGGUCUUGUGCAA
Messenger RNA from Moneuplotes crassus, 786 nucleotides. The record is from the annotation of a GenBank genome assembly. Lineage: Eukaryota; Ciliophora; Spirotrichea; Euplotida; Euplotidae.